This is a messenger RNA of Racocetra persica, 987 nucleotides long. NCBI's taxonomy places the organism in Eukaryota, Fungi, Glomeromycota, Glomeromycetes, Diversisporales, Gigasporaceae. The record is from the annotation of a GenBank genome assembly.
AAUUGUAAAUAAUCAUCUAAGCAUUGCAAAGGAAGUCAAUAUCUCGCGUCAAGAUCAAGUCUUUAAACCAUCCGAGAAAAAGCAAUCGUCCAGAAAACGAAAGGAUGUUCGAGAAGAAACAACAGAAAAAAAUAUUACACAAGGUCAGAGUCGGAAAAUUACUUUGAAAAUGUGCUUUGGAAACAACAUAAACUUUUAUGCGCAAUUGAGAAUUACCAAAGAAAAAUAUAAAGAUGAAAAAAAUUCAAAAGAAAUUGGUAGAUUUUUUCUUUUGAAAAAUCAUCAUAUAAACCAUAGUCAAAAUACUUUAAUUACAUCAGAACUUCAAAAUCUUCCUAAUUCAGCAUCUGUGAAUGGCUCAACAGCUCUAGAUAAUCAGCAAAUACCUCUGAAUAAUUCUUAUCGCCUAUCAAAUCUUUCCGUGUUAACAGAUGAUUCUUUUAUAACAACAUCUUCGCGUAUAAGUUCUGAAAUUACGCCAGAUAGAAAUACUGGAAAGUCGUCCAAACAUAUUCUUUGUGACGGGAUUGCACAUGACAAGGAUUUUGAAAAGAACUCAUCAGCUCAAAAUAAUAAUAUUCCAUUGCAAAGCAAUGUGAACACUUUAUUGGAAAUGGAUGGUAAACGUUCGGUGUCAGUGCAAAACAAUCCGUCUUUAGUAGCUGCAUCAAAGUCAGUGAGUCGAAGAAUGACAUCCACAGAUAAAUAUUAUCAGAUUAUGGUACAAACUGAGAUCUUGGAUAUUCUUUCUACACGAAUUAUUGGUGAAAUGGAUAAUCAAAAUGAACCAAAAGAGAUACUUAGACCUCGAACACCAGAUUCCAUUCAAGAAAGAUUGAUUAAAUCCGGUAUCUCACCUGCACCAUCUCCACCGUCAUUGCUUUCUCAAGAUUCACUUGAGCAAAUACCGUUGUCUAUUUUGGAACAAUUGCCUUCGCUAAAUACAUGUACUUUCCAAUUUGAUGAUUUCGAUGAUCUGUUGUCAUA